This is a messenger RNA of Oryza sativa Japonica Group (Japanese rice), 1568 nucleotides long. The record is from RefSeq and is a predicted model, not a curated record. NCBI's taxonomy places the organism in Eukaryota, Viridiplantae, Streptophyta, Magnoliopsida, Poales, Poaceae.
GAUGAGCUACACGUAAUUGACCUUUCAAAUAACCAAAUGCAUGGGCCAAUACCUCGAUGGGCAUGGGAAACUUGGAAGGAAUUGUUCUUCUUGGACCUGUCAAAUAAUAAGUUUACCAGUAUAGGACACGACUCUUUGCUCCCCUGCUUGUACACAAGAUACAUCAAUCUCAGUUAUAACAUGUUUGAAGGGCCCAUACCUAUACCUAAAGAGAAUUCAGACUUGGAGUUAGAUUACUCAAAUAAUCGGUUUUCGUAUAUGCCAUUUGAUUUAAUUCCUUAUCUUGCCGGUAUACUAUCUCUAAAGGCCUCUAGGAACAAUAUCUCUGGAGAAAUCCCAUCAACAUUCUGCACUGUUAAGAGUCUUCAAAUCCUUGACCUCUCCUACAAUAUCUUAAAUGGUUCAAUUCCUUCUUGCUUAAUGGAGAAUUCUUCAACAAUAAAAGUACUAAACUUGAAGGCGAACCAACUUAACGGAGAGUUGCCGCACAAUAUCAAGGAAGAUUGUGCAUUUGAGGCAUUGGAUUUCAGCUACAAUCGAUUUGAAGGGCAACUGCCCACAUCAUUAGUUGCUUGCAAAAACUUGGUGGUACUUGAUGUUGGGAACAAUCAAAUUGGAGGCUCUUUCCCAUGUUGGAUGCAUCUUCUUCCUAAACUUCAAGUCCUUGUCCUGAAGUCCAAUAAGUUCUACGGACAGUUGGGGCCUACUCUUACCAAAGAUGAUGACUGUGAAUUACAGCAUCUCCGAAUUCUUGAUCUAGCUUCAAACAAUUUCUCGGGCAUAUUGCCUGAUGAAUGGUUUAGGAAAUUAAAAGCUAUGAUGUCAGUCUCCAGUAACGAAAUAUUGGUCAUGAAAGAUGGAGAUAUGUAUGGCACAUAUAACCAUAUAACAUAUCUUUUUACUACUACGGUUACAUAUAAAGGACUUGACUUGACAUUUACUAAGAUCUUAAAGACCUUUGUACUAAUUGAUGUCUCAAACAAUAGGUUCCAUGGCAGCAUUCCUGAAACUAUUGCCACACUAAGCGUGCUCAGUGGUCUCAACAUGUCACAUAAUGCUCUUACAGGACCAAUUCCCAACCAGCUUGCUAGUCUGCAUCAACUUGAGUCUUUGGACCUCUCUUCAAAUAAGCUUUCUGGGGAGAUCCCUCAAAAAUUAGCAUCCUUGGACUUCCUAUCAACAUUGAACCUAUCAAAUAAUAUGCUGGAGGGAAGAAUACCAGAGUCACCUCAUUUCUUGACACUCCACAAUAGUUCAUUUAUAAGAAAUGCUGGUUUGUGUGGGCCUCCACUGUCAAACGAAUGCAGCAACAAAUCAACAUCUUCUGAAGAGAAAUCUGUAGACGUUAUGCUAUUUCUCUUCGUUGGAUUGGGUUUUGGUGUUGGGUUCGCUAUUGCAGUUGUAGUUUCAUGGAAACCUUGCAUUGGCAAAUAAUCUUUGAAGGAAUCCACCCUUUUUUUAUAUUUAUCUGUUCAGGAGUCUGCCAGUCUGCUUCCCCUUGUAAUUUUAGCUGUAAUUGUAGCUAGCAUGUAUAUAAUACUAUGUGCAUGGACAACACUUUUCCAUCA